AUGCGGGAGCGAGGGCGGAGCGCUCGGUGUCCCUCUGGCAACGGCCCCGGCAAGCGUGGUGUACAGCCUGGCAGAGAGCACCUGAAUCUGUCAGAGCUGACCCCUGGGCUGUACCAGCCUUCAGGCCGUCACUGGCUGGGCAAAGCAAAUGUCCGAGUUCUGAAGAAAGCCAGUGGGUGGUUUGUGGAACGUGCCAGUGAAAGCAUCUCUCAACUGAAGAAUGCCUUGGCAAAAGCUGUUGGUGGCACUGGAUUUGAUCAGUCCUCUGUGGAUGAGGGUAGUGACAAUGUGGACCGGGCCAGUGAUGACUGUGGGACUGCAGCCAGCCAGGAACUGCAGCACAGUCAUGCAGCUAACCAACUUAAAAUUUUGUUGCAACGUCAAGAAAGAAUGGAAAGUGAAGAGUCUCCCUCAAGAAGGAAGAAGUCAUUCCAUAAACCCCCAGAAGCUGUGCCUGCAGACUUACCAGCCCUUUCUGAUCUUGUUCCUAUAAUCAAUGAUCAGUCACAGUACAUUAACCAUUUGGAAGCAGAAGUGAAGUUUUACAAGGAGGAGUUGUGUGGGAUGAAAGAUCGAGAACAGGCCGUUUUAUUUGAAAAUGAAGAGCUCCAGCAGAAGCUGAAAUUCUUAACUGCAGAAUACAUCUUGAGAGAACAAACUCUUCUAGAUGCCUCAGCAAAUACUCAGAACUCCUGGCCUGUAGGUGGUAAAGACUGUAGCACACCCCAGCCUGUCACCUCAUCACCAGCACAUAACAAAGAUCAGGCUUUUGUUACAGCAGCUUCUGGAGACAAAGCAAAAUGGCCUGCAGAACUGGAGAAUCUAAAACUUCUUUAUCAAGAAAAAGUCAGUAUCCUUGAUGCUCAAAUACAGUCCCUAAGAAAAGACCUUUCAGAAUCUCAGAAGACAUGCAAAGAUUUGGAAGGAAGGCUGAAGCACCAGAAGUCACUGUUUUCAGCCAGAAGUUCCAGCCAGGUGGGGGGUCUGUGCCUGAGCUGUGCCCAGCACGAGGCCGUUCUUGCACAGACUCACUGCAAUGUUCACGUGCAGACCAUCGAGAGGCUGACGAGAGAAAGAGAUGACUUGAUGGAUGCACUUGUUUCACUGAGACAAAGCAUGAAAGAGAUGCAGCAAAGAGAAUCUAAUGCUUGUAAGCAGGUUGAACAUGCUGUGCAAAUGGCAGAAGAUGCCAAUUUUGAAAAAACAAAGGCUUUAGUCCACUGUGAGCAACUGAAAAGUGAGAUGGAACGACAGAAGAAUUAUCUUGAGAAGGAGCUGGCUGCCCAGCUAAAUAAGAGGGCUGAUGAAAAAGAGGCGCUGCGGCGAGAAAUGAAGAAGGAAAGGGAGGACUUGGCAGCAAUGGUGACAGCUUUGUCUGAGGAUGUGGCUGUUUUGGAGGCUCAAGUAGAGAGACUUACAAGGGAAAAGAAUUCUCUAGUUAACGAGUUAGAAGAAUCACAGGGCCAGCUUGCAUCUCAGGAAAUGGAAAUGAAUAGGGUGUGUGGAGAAAUGCGCUAUCAGUUGAAUCAAACCAAAAUGAAGAAGGAUGAGGCAGAAAAGGAGCUCAGAGAGUACAGAACAAAAACUAUAAGGGAGCUUGAAAUUAAGGACCAGAAAAUAGAAAAACUGGGAUUAGAGCUGGAUGGAAACAAACAGCGUUUGGAACAAGCCCAGCAGGAUGUGACAGGAGCCAGAGAGGAGUGCCUAAAACUGACAGAACUGCUGAGUAAAUCUGAGCACCAACUGCACCUCACCAGGUUGGAGAAAGAGAGCAUUCAGCACAGCAUUAGCAAUGAAGCAAAGGCCCGAGCCCUUCAGGCCCAGCAAAGAGAGCAGGAGCUGACACAGAAGAUGCAGCAAAUGGAGGCCCAGCAUGAGAAAACUGUAGAAGAACUGGAUUCAUUGCUGACCUCCCAGAACACAUUAAUAGCAAAAUUAAAGGAAGAAUGUUUCAUGUUGGCAAGGAAGUUGGAACAAAUGUCAGAAAAAUACAGAUCUGAAGUCAACCAGCUUAGUCAGGAAAAAGAGUAUCUUCAUGGCAGAUUGGAGAAGAUGAAGAAACGGAAUGAUGAAUUGGGCCAACAAUGUAUCCAGCAUGGGAGAAUACAUGAGAGAAUGAAGUCAAGGUUACAGCAGCUUGACAAGCACUGCCAGGCCACUGCCCAGCAGUUAGUGGAGUUGCUCAACAAACAGAAUCAGCUCUUCAAAGAAAAGCACCUGCUUACAGAAGAGGUGCAGUUGCUGCGAACACAGGAAAAAAAAUGGGAUGCAGAUCUCAAGCAGAACACAGAUGGAAUGAAGUAAAAACCUGGAUGGAUAAAGAGACAUGACCAGAAGUCUGCUCUGCACCUGGCUGAAACUUGUCUGAGGCUCACCCAAAGACACCUCUGCAGAAAACAGGCACACUUGCUAGCUAAUUUCAGCUGGUUUCUAUUUGGUAUUAACUACAGAAUCACAAAUAUUUUGAAGCCUUACCAGCCUACCAAACUUUCUAGGACGACAGCUGAGACUUUUCUGAAAAGACCAGGCUUGCAAGCCAAUUUUAACAGCUAUUACUUGGUGUGGAUGUCAAUAAUUUGUACAAUUUUUAUAAAAUGUUUUUAUCUAUUUUCAUAAUUGAACAUACAUGUCUAUAUUAUUUACAGACUGAAAUAACAAUAAACCUAAUAGGAUCUCUAGGUUCCUUGUUCUGUCCCUCUGAAUUCAAGGGAAAGCAUGUGCAGGGGGAGGAGGGAGAAGGGGGCUGUUCACAAGUGCUGCACAUGUACACUGCCCUCCUUUUUACAAACUCAGUACCAGAAUAUACCUGGGAGCUUCAUUCAACAGCGUAUUUGUCACUUUUAUAUAAAAAGGGAGAGCCCCAACAACUACUUACUAAUCAGAAAAGCAUAAGAAGAUUGAGAAAUGUGCCACCUAAUGUGGAGGAAUUUCCAUGGAUCAAGUUCUCCUUUAAAACAUUCACUGAACAAGGCCUUUAAGAGAAAGGAGCCCUUGAUUAUUACAGAGGAGCCAUGCUGAAGUGGUGAAACUGGACUUUUCCACCAGCACAUAUUCAGGGCACAGCUGAACUUGGCUUCAAAUUAUUGAACUCAGAACAUUUGGAGGGUACAGGUGGAGGGCUUUUUUUCUGGUUAAAUGUGCAUUCGUGUUUUUCAAGGUUACUUUUCAAAUAGCCAACUGUUUAAGAAAGAAUUUUUCUGAAUAUUUUGCUAUCUAGUGUAGGAUAAGCUACACACACAAGAGAAAAGUCUCUACACCUAUUUUUUUCAAUGUAGUUGGUAAAGGGGGUGAAAAAAGCACAAAGAACAGUUCCCCAGCAAUAAAGCUACUUCAGCCAGCAUGAACACGGAAAACGUAACAAAAAUAAGAGUAACACAUGCAAUAAAUUACCAUUGGGUGUGGAACACAAUCCUUCCUUCCCUUAUAUUUUAAGAAUUAUUAGUGGUACAGCCCUAACAUCAAAGUGAUUUUUCCUCCCUAUUUCAAUUUCCUGCCAUAUAAAACUGCCAAACACAUCUGAUCGCCUCCCUGAACAGCUUCACGGAUAUGACACAGCGUGCUGAGAAAGGCCUCAGGUCUUUAGGGAGAAGAAAGGCUGCUGAAGGAAAGCCCUCUCUAAUCAAACUCGGGAUUUUUCACAGUAAUCAGGCUGACAGCUUUUUAAGUGUCACUACUUGAUAGAUGGUUACACAGUUAAGAAUAUAUAUUUAUAAAUGUAGGAAAAUGCAAAGUGUAAAAUUUAUUUUUUAUUAUUCCACAGCAUAGAUCUGUAUUUAAAUAGGAGACAGUGCCUCUAGGCUAUGUGUGUAAAGGAACUCGGGCACCUAUUCCUGACACUUAGGCUUCACUGAGACCCUGGAGCACAGCGGGACCCUCAACCUUCCUGGACUUGCCUCACCUACCAGGUGGCUUCUGGUGGCCACACGCAGGGCCCCACUGCCAGCCACCCACGUGCAUGUGCGAGUCUGACUUCAACAAAGGGUCCUGGGCUGCCAGCAUAUAUAGCUCGAAGUAGGUUUUUAUACUCAUCCCAGGCAUAGGUGCAACUAUUGUGUUGCAGGGAAUUCUACAAGGAAUAACUUUCCCUGCAGCAGUCACUCUACUUUGUAGCAAUUAAUAAGUCAUUACAGCAUCAGGCCUACCUGUCUCAUAUCCCUCCCCACCUUCCCCUGUUUCUACUUAAGCACUAAAUGCUUGGUUUUACAAAGUUUACAAGUAUCAGACCCAAUGAUCAAAUCCAGGUCAAGACACAGAGCGUGAUUCCACAACAGGGAUGCAGCCUGACCAGUCCUGUCACUGCUGCAGUUUUGUCCUGGUCACUGACAUCCUGGUAUCACUGAACUAAUGGAUGGCUGCCUCCCUGAUGCUCUAUUGCAAGGUGGGGGAGUUAAAAAAUGAAGGUAAAAAAAAAGGAAAAAUCCUGAGACCUGGAUGAAGCACCUCUAUUCCUGAGAAGCAUUCACGUCAGAGAACAGAAAACCCGUCAGAAAACCUGGAUGACCCACUGCUUUAGGGACACUCAGCCCUCCAGAUCGGCUGGUUCAAACAGCCCUGGACCAGCCUGUGGGCUUCAAAGAGUCCCAUUCUGCAGUGCCCUGCAAACCCCACCUUCCCUUUCUUCCCUCUCCUUGCCCAAACAUCGCCUAGCUGUGGGAUAUGAGGCCAAGAAUUUCAUCAGCUGAAAAUCACUUAAAUGGUGGAUGUUCUGAUAGGAGCAUAUCUUCAAAAGUAUAACCCAAAUUUACUUUUGUAAGUGACAUACAUCUCAUAGAGUUAACAGGAACCACCUGUAUGGAAACAGCCUCGGUCCAAAGCACAAAUACAUUUUGCUUAGUCAUAAAAACUUUUUUUUUUUUGACAAUACUGUAACUUAAUCAUUUACAAGCUGAAACUGUUCACCCAGUAUCUGAAAUAUGUCACAGCAAGUUACAGUUAUCACUAGGACUUCACAGCAAAUAAAUCUUGUAACUAAACAUGCACAGAUCAUUAUAUAUAUACAGUGAUAAAAAAAUAAUGAUGUACACUUUUCUUGUAAGAAGAAAUUAAGUAAAUUCUUUGUGCAUUUCAGGAUUGAAACAUCUAACCUAUAUAAAAU
This is a messenger RNA of Ficedula albicollis (Collared flycatcher), 5095 nucleotides long. RefSeq names its product serologically defined colon cancer antigen 8 (gene SDCCAG8). Gene Ontology annotation, biological process: tube formation; centrosome cycle; neuron migration. The record is from RefSeq and is a predicted model, not a curated record. Bases 1 to 2304 code for a protein of 767 amino acids. The transcript is spliced from 20 exons. Gene Ontology annotation, cellular component: centriole; centrosome. Lineage: Eukaryota; Metazoa; Chordata; Aves; Passeriformes; Muscicapidae.